AUGUUCAGAGCCGCGCGAGCCCUAAUUACCAACACUUGCAGCAGCAGCAGCUACAACAACGCCAUCGCCAUUGCCGCCUCCAGCUGCAGCAGCAGCAGCAGCAGCAGCAGCAGCAGCAGCAGCAGCAGCAGCAGCAGCAGCAGAGUGUUCAUCCGCUGCGUCCGCCACUGGGCUAGAAAGGCCGUUUUCGAGAAGCAGCGGCUGCUGCCCAACAGAGCCUUGCGGGCGGGCAGCUGCGCGGCCCCCAUCCCCCGCAGCAGCAGCAGCAGCAGCAGCAGCAGCAGCAGCAGCAGCAGCAGCAGCAGCAGCAAGGGGGGCUCCUGCGCGUACUUGGGGGACUUCUGGCUGCGGCGAAGUGCCCGCGGCGGAUUUCUGCUGUGUCCCCCCCGCCCCACACCCUGCAACUCCGCGCUGCUGCAGCAGCAGCAGCAGCAGCAGCAGCAGCAGCAGCAGCAGCAGCAGCAGCAGCAGCGGCGGCGGCAGCAGCAAAUCUACAAAGGAAUUGAGUACAGAGACAGAGUGGCCUUGCUGCCUAAACCCUGGGGUUUGGAGGGCCCCUGGGGGUUUGAGACAGUGAGGCUUAAAGUCAAAACCCGAAACCCUAAACCCUCGCUGCCUAUCCCCAGACACGAAACCCUAAACCCUAAACCCUAA
Molecule: messenger RNA, 654 nt
Organism: Eimeria necatrix
Lineage: Eukaryota; Apicomplexa; Conoidasida; Eucoccidiorida; Eimeriidae
Exons: 1
Coding region: 1-654 (217 amino acids)
Source: RefSeq, a predicted model, not a curated record